Molecule: messenger RNA, 426 nt
Organism: Parathielavia appendiculata
Lineage: Eukaryota; Fungi; Ascomycota; Sordariomycetes; Sordariales; Chaetomiaceae
Exons: 1
Coding region: 166-321 (51 amino acids)
Source: RefSeq, a predicted model, not a curated record
CACGUUUUGCAUAUAUGGGAGGUGCUUAAGCGGAUGAUUGACAUAGGCCUCUAAAUCUACAUUGGUAAUUGCGAGCUCUAUACCGAGAGAACCAAGUACUUAGAGAUCAUUAUUACACCCGGCGGUAUGAAAAUAGAUACUGGAUAAGGUUGGAGCGGUGAUAUUAUGGGAACCACCGAAGACGCGGCGCCAGCUAUGCGGUUCCUAGGCUUCGCUAACUUUUAUCGAAGGUUCUGUAACGGUCCCAGGAGUAUGUUGCAACUAGCUGGUGACGACUCUACGAGUUUGUCUCGAAUGGAGAGAGAAGAAGAAAAAGAGUGAAAGACUAUGCGAGAUACCUGCCGUCUUAUACCUCCACAUCCUUGGCCUGUGCGCCGAUAUCGAACAAGAUAGAAGUCCACCGAAUCUCGAGUCUUUGGCCGAGAG